AUGUCUUCAUCCCCUUCUUCUGCUCCCGCGCCCGUGGCCCGCCGCCAGAUCCCUCUGUUUUCGCCCGAAUACUACGCCGCCUGCACGCUGGGCGGCGUAGUUGCGUGCGGUCCCACCCAUUCGGCCGUGACCCCGCUGGAUCUCGUCAAAUGCCGCCGUCAGGUCGACCCCGCGCUGUACAAGUCCAAUUUGGACGGAUGGCGCACGAUCGUGCGUAAUGACGGCCUCCGCAAGGUGUUCACCGGCUUCGGCGCCACUUUCGUCGGGUAUUCGCUGCAGGGCGCUUGCAAGUACGGUGGUUACGAAUUUUUUAAGCACACUUACUCGUCUUUGCUUUCGCCCGAGACUGCGCAUCGUCAUCGGACCCUGAUCUACCUGGGCGCGUCUGCGUCCGCAGAAUUCAUCGCAGACGUGUUUUUGUGUCCGCUCGAGGCCAUUAAGGUCAAACAGCAAACCACUUUGCCGCCCUUCUGCCGUAAUUUCGUGGACGGCUGGCGCAAGAUCGUUGCCAACGAAGGCGUUGCUGGCCUCUACAAAGGGCUGACGCCUUUGUGGUGCCGCCAGAUCCCGUACACCAUGUGUAAGUUUACGUCGUUCGAGCGGAUCGUCGAAGCGAUCUAUGCACGUCUGCCCAAACCUAAAGAACAAAUGACGCAAAUGGCGCAGAUCGGAGUGUCGUUCGUGGGCGGGUAUCUUGCGGGUAUUCUGUGCGCGGUGGUUUCGCAUCCGGCCGACGUGAUGGUCUCGAAGGUCAACAGUGACCGUAAGGCCGGCGAGUCGAUGAUGGCAGCCACCAGCCGUAUCUACAGCAAGAUCGGCUUUGCUGGUCUCUGGAACGGGCUACCCGUGCGUAUCGUGAUGAUCGGUACGCUGACGAGUUUCCAGUGGCUGAUCUACGACUCGUUCAAGGCGUACAUCGGACUUCCCACCACGGGCCACUGA
Lachancea fermentati is the source of this 942-nucleotide messenger RNA. Lineage: Eukaryota; Fungi; Ascomycota; Saccharomycetes; Saccharomycetales; Saccharomycetaceae. The record is from the annotation of a GenBank genome assembly.